Messenger RNA from Linum tenue, 4201 nucleotides. NCBI's taxonomy places the organism in Eukaryota, Viridiplantae, Streptophyta, Magnoliopsida, Malpighiales, Linaceae. The record is from the annotation of a GenBank genome assembly.
AUGAGCCCACGGAACCCACGUGGCUCAACGUCCAUUCCUUCUACUACCUACCAGCCUUCUCUUCCCGCUACCGUUCUCUGCUACCAUCAAAGCUUCAACCUUCCCCAAAUUAACAACAAGCCCAGCGGAAACCAGAGACGGAUUCCAAAAGCAGUUGUGGAAAUGGAGAUCAACAAGAAAGGGGUUAGUGAAAUUGGGGUCCAUGACAUUGUCAGGGCAGGCCUUUCCGUCGAGGAUGCUAGGAGAUUCCAUCACCUGCUAAAAAAUGCAAUCUUUUUGGCAAAUGGGUCGAGCUCUGAACCUGCUGACCCGACAGAAGUGUGGCGGAAGGUGGUGGGCGAGAGGGUUCUCCAGCCAUGUCACCCUCAUAAGCUCCACCAGCUGGUUUACUACUCUGUUUACUCCAAUUGGGAUUCCUCCGUUCGUGGACCUCCUCCUUACUGGUUUCCUUCUCAGGAUGAGUCAACCCGUACAAGCUUGGGACUUGCAAUGGAAACUCAUGGACCGAAGUUUUUAGGGGCUUCUUACAAGGACCCCCUUACAAGUUUUGACCUAUUCCAGAAGUUUAGUGUCAUAAACCCUGAGGCUUAUUGGGCAAUCGUUCUAGAAGAGCUUUCGGUGUCUUUUCAUGAAAAGCCAAAGUGCAUUCUUGACACUAGUGACAAAUCAAAACCUGGUGGAACAUGGCUGCCCGGUGCAGUUAUGAAUAUUGCUGAUUGCUGUUUGCAGCCUGGGAUUCGUCCCUUGAAAAAUGACGAUAGUGUAGCGAUUGUAUGGAGGGAUGAAAUUGAUUCCUCUGUGGUGAACAAAAUGACGUUGAAAGAGCUCCGACAACAAGUAAUGUUGGUUGCUAAUGCUCUAGACACAACAUUUGUGAAGGGGGACACUAUUGCCAUCGACAUGCCUAUGACAGUUCAUUCUGUUAUCAUCUAUUUGGCCAUUGUAUUUGCAGGUUACGUUGUGGUAUCAAUAGCCGACAGCUUUGCUCCGAAGGAAAUUGCAACUCGUUUGCGCAUCUCCAAUGCCAAGGGCAUCUUCACACAGGACUUCAUUCUCAGAGGAGGUCGGAAGGUUCCCUUGUACAGUCGGGUUAGUGAAGCUAGGCCUCAUAAAGCGAUUGUGUUGCCUGCGGUGGGUAAUGACGUAGGCAUUCAGUUGCAAAAGCAGGAUCUUUCAUGGAAAAAGUUUCUUUCCAGAGCCAACCACCUUGAAAGACCCAAUGUUUACUCUCCUGUUUAUCAACCAGCUGAUUCGAUGACGAACAUUCUGUUUUCAUCUGGGACUACAGGAGACCCUAAAGCAAUUGUAUGGACACACCUUUCACCAAUUCGAUGCAGCAGCGAUGCUUGGGCUCACGUUGAUAUUCGAGUUGGUGAUGUCUACUGCUGGCCUACAAAUUUGGGUUGGGUCAUGGGACCUAUUUUGCUCUAUUCUUGCUUCUUAACUGGUGCAACUCUUGCUCUCUUCCAUGGAUCUCCCCUUGGCCGCGACUUCGGGAAAUUUGUUCAGGAUGCUGGUGUUACUGUCUUAGGAACUGUUCCAAGCUUAGUGAAAACUUGGAAAAACUCCAACUGCAUGGAAGGGUUAGACUGGACACGAAUAAGGUCCUUUUGUUCCACGGGAGAAACUUCAAAUGUUGAUGACGAUCUUUGGCUCUCUUCGAAAUCAUACUACAAUCCCAUUAUCGAAUGCUGUGGAGGCACUGAACUUGCUUCAUCCUAUAUCCAAGGCAGUGUGCUACAGCCACAGGCUUUCGGAGCAUUUAGCACGGCGUCGAUGACAACAGGACUUGUUAUCCUUGAUGAGGAAGGGAUUCCAUAUCCAGGUGAUCAACCUUGCGUAGGUGAAGUGGGUUUGUACCCCGUGUACCUAGGUGCAUCUGAUCGACUGCUCAAUGCUGAUCAUGAUGAGGUAUACUUCAAGGGAAUGCCGAUUGUCAAGGGAAUGCAACUAAGGAGACAUGGAGACAUCCUGAAGAGGACUGUUGGAGGCUACUUCAUUGUGCAGGGCAGGGCAGACGACACCAUGAACCUUGGUGGGAUUAAGACGAGCUCGGUGGAGAUCGAGCGUGUGUGUGAUCGAGCUGACGAAGGCAUCCUGGAGACCGCUGCAGUGAGCGUGGCACCACCGGGAGGUGGCCCAGAAGUGUUGGUGAUCUUUGUGGUGCUGAAGAAUGGGUUUAAUGGGGAAAGUGACAAGUUGAGAGUGAAGCUCUCAAAAGCCAUCCAGACCAACCUCAACCCACUCUUCAAGGUUGGACAUGUUAAGAUCGUCGCAGAGUUUCCCCGGACUGCUUCGAACAAGUUGCUGAGGCGAGUUCUGAGGGAUCAAAUCAGGCGGGAACUGCAUGGACUAAGCAAGUUGUAGAUAGUUGCAGAAAAAAAAAUAAUACACAUGUUGUCACUUUCUUGGAUGUUUCAACUGAAUAAUACCGCGGUUAUAUAAUGAGAAUAAUGAAGAACAUCAUUUGAUUCCCUGUAGCAACUGAAUGCUUCAUGUGGUAGCUUUACAAUAAUCACCAUAAACUGUAAGCCAACAAUAUCAAGCAGGAAAUCAGCAAUCAAAAUCAUGCCUUGACAUCAACCGUGCUGAAUUCCCACUUCGUCCAGUAGUAUCAAAAACCAAUUUGUCCUCGACCCACACAAAAGGAUAAAGCACCGGCUUUGCACCGACCCACGUCCACUCUUGCGACUCGGCAUCAAGGGCUUUGCCUUGCUGCCACUUGGAGAUGGCGGAUGAUUCGAGACACUACAGCAGUUGGUGCCAAGUCCCCACCAAGCAGCUCUAAUGGCAGCUUCCAAAAAAUGGGUUUUAAAAAGCAACAGUAAGAUUUGGACAAGAACCUCGCCUUUCCCUGCUUCUCACACUCUCCGAGUCUCAACGAUCUCAUGUCGUCGGCGAAGGGACCUGUGUGCGUCACCGGCGCCGGAGGUUUCUUGGGCUCCUGGGUUGUUCAUCUUCUCCUCUCCAAGAACUAUCUAGUCCGUGGCACCGUCAGAGAUCCCUUGGAUGGAAAGUAUGCCCACUUGAAGCAACUCCCAAAUGCAUCCUCGAAUCUGGAGCUCGUGAAGGCCGAUUUGCUGGAUUACCCAUCUCUGGUCUCUGCAAUUCAAGGCUGCUCGGGUGUUUUCCAUGUCGCCAGCCCUGUUCCCUCUUCCUCUGUGCCAAACCCUCAGGUUGACCUAAUCGAGCCAGCAGUGACAGGAACCCUGAAUGUCCUCAAAGCAUGCAACGAGACCAAGGUCAAGCGAGCUGUGGUUGUGUCCUCUGGUGCUGCUCUUAUAAUGAACCCUUCCUGGACUGAUAGUCAGGUCAUCGAUGAGUCUUGCUGGUCCGACGCUGAACAUUGCAGAGCUACUGAGAAUUGGUACUGUGCUUCCAAGACUGAAGCUGAGAGUAAGGCAUUGGAGUAUGGGAAAGCCGCUGGACUUGAUGUUGUAACCGUUUGCCCCAAUCUCAUCUUGGGUCCCAUUCUGCAGUCUACUGUGAACGCGAGCACCUUGCUGCUCGUCAAGCUUUUGAAAGAAGGGAAGGACAUGGUCGAUAAUAGGCAUUUUCUGGUCGUGGAUGUUCGGGAUGUAGCUGAAGCGCUGGUUUUGGCUUACGAGAAACCUGAUGCGCAAGGCAGAUACAUAUGUAGUUCGCAUUCCGUGCAUGUCAAGGACAUAGUUGAUAUGUUGAAGGAAAAGUAUCCCAACUACAAUUAUCCUAAGAACUUUACAGAGGUACAUCAGAAGAAAGAAAUGAGCUCAGACAAGUUGCAGAAGCUAGGCUGGAGAUACCGUUCACUGCAGGAAACUCUGGUGGACGCCGUGGAGAGCUACAAGAAGGCUGGCUUAUUGGACUAGAACUGAACCAAUCCAAUCCUAUUUUACUGAUGAACCCAAAUUUCUUAUGUGCGAAUGGAAGGCUUCCAUGUCCAUGCUUGAACUAGAUAGAGGUGGUUCGUAGUAAGUAUCUCGGUUUGUUUCGAAAAUACUGGGAAGGUAGAGAGAAUUUGGUGCUGCUGCAGCAUCUAUCAUAUAAUAGAACAUGAACUAAAAAUGAAAGGUUUUGAAAAUAAAGGUUUUGAGUUUUAAAUUUUUUUGGAUUUAUGAUGGAUUUUGUUGUAUUAUGGAUUUGGUGCUGCAACACUACUACUUAGUCUCAUUUUAGUUUGGACGUCAUCGCUAGCACGCCACAAUGUUGGUGCAUUACUGAG